UAACGUGACAACGGCACAAGGAACAAAGGAAAGACAAGGGCUUAAAUACCAAACACAAGACACGCAACUCGGAACAGCUGAGACACAUGUAGGGAAACACAGGGAAACACACCAAAACACGACACAGACCAUGACAUCCGUAUUAUAAAUGUAUGUUAAUUUUUAGGUUAUUCUCUGUAGUUCCAAAUUGACAGAAAUUCAGAAGUACUGUAGUUUACGAUGCCCCCAGAACGCAUCGCGUGCGCAUGCACGGCAGACAGCCGUGCAUGCGCACGGCAGCACAGAGAAAGUUACGGGACACACACACGUAGCUGCGAUAGUAGUUCAUUGAUGAAGGAAAUUAUAUAUAAGAUACCUAAAUGAUAAAGAUAAGAUACCUAAUUAAAAAAACUGUAUUAGAGACACUUGCUAGAGAGAGAAAACUACAAGUGGUUCGGGAGAAGUCUUCUGGGGAGCGCUCCGGACAGGUGCUUUCCGAGUUAAUGGACGGAUUUUCCUGGGUAUGGUGUUGAUGCCGAGGAGCAGCAGUCCGGAGCCAGUGUUCGUCGACAAGAUGCAAUGCGUCGUAGAGCAAGCAUUUGCAACAAUUGCAUGGGAUGAUCUGGAUGAUUGCGCAUCUGUCCUGCACAUGGAGAGUGACUCUCUUGGCUCACAGGUGAACGAGUCCGAUGGAGAUGAGCAAUACUUUGGAGAGUAUGCGCUCGAUUUCAUGGCAGAGUCUCCGGGUACAUUGGAUAGCAGCCUAUCUCCGGUGGGGCUGGUCCCCUUCCAGGGCUGCAUCAUCCCCCCUCUCACGCCUCGACAAGACUUCCCUCCUCAGGACAGCCCCACAGCUGCUCCCCGCUCCCCGGAGCCGGGCCACCACAGUGCCCAGGAUGGAGCUACCUGGAGGGGCAUGGCCAAGCACCAAGGCUGGCUCUUAGACCACUCGGCACAAGUCAACCAUCGGCUCCACGAGACUCUACAUAGUAAACAGGAAGAGGUGGAGUCUCUGCAAGAGAGGAACGGUCACCUGAGAGAGCUGGCCAGCCGAGCUAAGCACCUGGCCUCAGUGCUGGAGAGGCUGAUGACAGUCAGUGGGCCCUAUAUACACGAGCCGGCGCUGCCUUCCUGUGACAAAAGCUCCAGCAGUCCCCACAAGAGGCGGCGUCUGAGCGAGGACGCAGAGGGUGAAGGUGUGCCUUCGGGCUCGGUGGAGGACAUCCUGAGGGACAUGAGCACACGCUGCAACGCCGUCCUCCACGGCAGCGGCGCCGUUGGACCUGGAGAGCCGCAGGCCUCCGACCACGUGCGCAUGUACGGGGCCUUUGCAGGCCUGCAGACCUCCGUCGCCGAGGGCUCCGGAGGAGCCCUCGGCGUGAGCGCGGACGGAACCGACUCGGGCUGCGACUCGUCCUUCAGAACGUCCAUUCAGGACCACUGCACCAUAAAGACCCAGGUGUUUCCCCAUGGACAUGCUUUCACAUCAAGGACUCAGACCGGAGGAUAUCGUUUUCGCUGGGUACCCAACCAGAGCUGAGACCAGACAGUUUAAGCCAAGAUAUGGCAAGACAUCCAAAUGUAUCAAUUAUACGUGGUCGGGGGACUGAAGUGUAACGUAAUGCUGCAGAGAAAUGGAGCCGUGGCACGCGGAGAGAGUGGGUGGGCAACUACUGCUUAUGGGUUUCUAAUAAGCUGCCAUUAUUUCUGUAAAUGAUUCAACAAGCUCUUUCUGAGGUAGCCUGCUAAGCUAACAACUCAGAGCUGUCACUCAGCCAAGUAAAUAAUACUGCCUAAGCAUUUGUUUACAUUGUGUUCCUGUUUACAUACCUCACAUGUUGCAAUCCUUCAGGGCACACAUUUAACAACACUGACAAACAAUGGCGCACGCAACAAUGUCAUGAAUUUCUCACUCUGUA
Gadus chalcogrammus (walleye pollock) is the source of this 1898-nucleotide messenger RNA. It is a transcript of the gene mcidas, whose product is annotated as multiciliate differentiation and DNA synthesis associated cell cycle protein. Gene Ontology annotation, biological process: negative regulation of DNA replication; negative regulation of cell cycle. NCBI's taxonomy places the organism in Eukaryota, Metazoa, Chordata, Actinopteri, Gadiformes, Gadidae. The record is from RefSeq and is a predicted model, not a curated record. Gene Ontology annotation, cellular component: nucleus. The coding region runs from base 503 to 1519 and encodes 338 amino acids. The transcript has 7 exons.